Molecule: messenger RNA, 423 nt
Organism: Puccinia graminis f. sp. tritici CRL 75-36-700-3
Lineage: Eukaryota; Fungi; Basidiomycota; Pucciniomycetes; Pucciniales; Pucciniaceae
Exons: 4
Coding region: 1-423 (140 amino acids)
Source: RefSeq, a predicted model, not a curated record
AUGGGCCAUGACAACUACCACCCAACUGACCUGGUAAACACAAGCAUCUGUAGCCUACACUAUGGACAAUUACCUGUCGCUGCGGUCCGCAGCGUCACCCAGACGUUUCAAGUCAAAUUGAAUUCUCAUGCUACCCUUUCCGAAAUCUCACAAGCGAUCCAAUUAGACCCCAACAGCACGGAGUCUACCGGGUCAAUUGCCAAUGCUAAUCAGCCGGCCAACCUCACCACGUCCGCUUCAAAUUGCUCUCUUGAUGAUGUGGACGUGGCUCAAAAAUUUACCUUUGAUGCCGAGAAGCCAGGCGAAAAGUACCCUAGCGUCUUGAGUGGAUGCUCCAACGCAGAAAACAAGGAGGUUGCUAACAACAAGCCCGAGAAGAACAUUGAAAAGAAGCAAGUAGUCAUGCUCAUCACCAAGGCUUGA